Molecule: messenger RNA, 2599 nt
Organism: Protobothrops mucrosquamatus (brown spotted pit viper)
Lineage: Eukaryota; Metazoa; Chordata; Lepidosauria; Squamata; Viperidae
Gene: PPP2R1A
Product: protein phosphatase 2 scaffold subunit Aalpha
Exons: 15
Coding region: 11-1780 (589 amino acids)
Biological process (GO): protein dephosphorylation
Cellular component (GO): protein phosphatase type 2A complex; cytoplasm
Molecular function (GO): protein binding; protein phosphatase regulator activity
Source: RefSeq, a predicted model, not a curated record
GGGAGCUAAGAUGGCGGCCGCCGACGGAGAUGAUUCCCUUUAUCCUAUCGCUGUGUUGAUCGAUGAGCUGCGGAACGAGGACGUUCAGCUUCGUCUGAAUAGCAUCAAGAAACUCUCUACCAUUGCACUGGCCCUGGGUGUUGAGAGGACGCGCAGCGAGCUCUUGCCUUUUCUCACAGAUACUAUUUAUGAUGAGGAUGAGGUCUUACUUGCUCUGGCAGAACAGCUGGGAACUUUUACAGCUUUGGUCGGGGGGCCUGAAUAUGUCCACUGCUUGCUGCCCCCGCUCGAAAGCCUUGCUACAGUGGAAGAGACGGUGGUGCGGGACAAGGCCGUGGAGUCCUUGAGGGCAACCUCCAAUGAACAUUCUCCAGCUGACCUUGAGGCUCACUUCGUGCCCCUGGUGAAGCGUCUGGCGGGAGGCGACUGGUUCACCUCUCGCACUUCUGCUUGCGGCCUCUUCAGCGUCUGUUAUCCCCGAGUUUCCAGCUCAGUGAAAGCUGACCUCCGCCAAUAUUUCCGAAAUUUGUGUUCGGACGAUACGCCAAUGGUGAGGCGAGCCGCAGCCUCCAAACUGGGAGAAUUUGCCAAGGUCUUGGAACUGGAAUAUGUCAAAAGCGAGAUCAUCCCCAUGUUUUCGAACCUGGCGUCUGACGAGCAGGACUCUGUGCGCUUGUUGGCUGUGGAGGCCUGUGUUAAUAUUGCGCAGCUCCUGCUUCAGGAGGACUUGGAGUCCUUGGUGAUGCCGACGUUACGACAAGCCGCCGAGGACAAAUCUUGGCGAGUCCGUUACAUGGUGGCUGAGAAAUUCACAGAGCUCCAGAAAGCUGUUGGGCCAGAAAUCACAAAAACCGACUUGGUCCCAGCCUUCCAGAAUCUCAUGAAAGACUGUGAAGCUGAAGUGCGAGCUGCAGCCUCCAGCAAAGUCAAAGAAUUCUGUGAAAAUUUGUCUCCUGAUUGUCGUGAAAAUAUCAUCAUGACUCAGAUUUUGCCCUGUAUCAAGGAACUAGUAUCAGAUGCCAAUCAACACGUGAAAUCAGCUUUGGCAUCCGUGAUCAUGGGAUUGUCUCCUAUUCUGGGCAAGGACAACACAAUUGAGCAUCUUUUGCCUCUCUUCCUGGCUCAGCUCAAAGACGAGUGCCCUGAGGUCCGACUCAACAUCAUCUCCAACCUGGACUGUGUGAAUGAAGUGAUUGGCAUCCGACAGUUGUCUCAGUCUCUGCUGCCAGCAAUUGUGGAGUUAGCAGAGGAUGCCAAGUGGCGUGUGCGGUUAGCUAUUAUUGAGUAUAUGCCCCUGUUAGCUGGACAGCUGGGUGUGGAAUUCUUUGAUGAGAAGCUAAACUCCCUUUGCAUGGCCUGGCUAGUGGAUCAUGUUUAUGCCAUCCGAGAAGCAGCCACCAGCAACCUUAAGAAGCUUGUGGAGAAGUUUGGCAAGGACUGGGCUCAUGCCACCAUCAUCCCCAAGGUGCUGGCCAUGUCGAAUGACCCCAACUAUUUGCACCGCAUGACUACGCUGUUCUGCAUCAACGUGCUGUCAGAGGUCUGUGGCCAGGAAAUCACCACCAAGCACAUGCUUCCCACGGUAUUGCGGAUGGCCGGUGACGCAGUAGCAAAUGUUCGCUUCAAUGUUGCCAAGUCACUUCAAAAAAUUGGACCAAUCUUGGAUAACAGCACCCUUCAGAAUGAGGUGAAGCCGGUGCUAGAGAAACUCACCCAGGACCCUGAUGUGGAUGUCAAAUACUUUGCCCAGGAGGCACUGACUGUGUUGACGUUAGCUUGAAUCCAGGACCUGGCUCUGUUGUCUCUCCAACUUGGAUGCUGUUGGGCCAACUAUCUUUCUCCCUUUUCCCUGCAUGUGUAUGACCAGCCCACCCAUCUCCUAUUGGAUGUACAUGAUGGAAUAGGCCAUGGCUGACUAUUGUCCUCUCGGGAGUCCCACCUGCCUCUUCUCCUCUUAGCUCCGUGUUGUCAGACCUUCUUGGGCAGCUGUGACAUUCUCUCCCCUUCUCAUAAUGGUCAGGUUCAACUUACCCUUUUGUUCCCACCCUCUGGGGGCCACAGGUGACCCACCCACCCACCCCCAGAGCAGGGGAAUGGGAGGCAGAAUCGAUUCGUGGAAGCCUCCUGUCCCUUUUUGGGCCACAGUUUGCAUGGGAAUGCCAUCGCCGUGCAGCCCGUAACUGUGCAUGAGAUACCCAGUUGAGCGUUCUCUCCAAUCCACGCUCGGCCCGAUUGGUCCCUUUUCCAUCCCGAUGAUUAAAGCCGCCAUCUUUUCCCUCCUCCUCGCCGUUGAAAGUAUCAGUCAAUGAAACGCGUUCCUUCACUCAAAAUCCAACGCCUCGGUUGUUUUGCUCCAGAGAAGGUAGAAGGGUAGUUAAAUCCUUGAUUUAGACCUCUCGGUUUAUUAGGCUUCCUAGUACAGUGUUUCCCAGUUCCUCUGCAUGAUUCUAUUUCUGUGCCCUUUCUGUUUCCUUUCCCUGGCCUUUGCUGGAAGGAGGUAGCUAUUUGGUGUACGUGUGUGUGUGUGUGUGUGUGUGUGUCUGUGUGUGAGAGAGAGAGAGAGAGCAAGCAAGCAAGCUGUGGAACAGUUGACAUAGGC